GAGUUGCUGCCAGAGAAACUGCGCAGGCUUUGAAGACUUUGGCUCAGGCAGCACGAGGGGUUGCAGCAUCUACUACUGACCCUGUGGCAGCACAUGCAAUGUUGGAUUCAGCAAGAGAUGUCAUGGAGGGCUCUGCAAUGCUUAUUCAGGAGGCAAAGCAGGCCCUGGCUGCACCAGGGGAUGCAGAUAGGCAGCAGAGAUUAGCCCAGGUGGCAAAAGCAGUGUCUCACUCCUUGAAUAACUGCGUGAAUUGUCUGCCUGGACAAAAGGAUGUAGAUGUGGCCUUGAAGAGUAUUGGGGAAUCUAGCAAGAAGCUCCUUGUGGAUUCGCUACCUCCAAGUUCUAAGUCAUUUCAAGAAGCUCAGAGUGAGCUGAACCAGGCAGCAGCAGACCUCAAUCAGUCAGCAGGAGAAGUUGUCCAUGCUACACGGGGCCAAAGCGGCGAACUGGCUGCAGCCUCUGGAAAAUUCAGCGAAGAUUUUGAUGAAUUUCUUGAUGCUGGUAUUGAAAUGGCUGGCCAAGCACAAACUAAAGAGGACCAGAUUCAAGUAAUAGGUAACCUCAAGAGCAUCUCUAUGGCUUCCAGCAAGCUGUUACUAGCUGCCAAGUCUCUGUCUGUUGAUCCUGGAGCUCCUAAUGCUAAGAACCUGUUAGCAGCAGCAGCAAGAGCUGUGACUGAGAGUAUAAACCAGCUCAUCACGCUGUGCACCCAGCAAGCUCCUGGGCAGAAGGAAUGUGACAAUGCACUCAGAGAACUGGAGACAGUUAAGGGAAUGCUGGAUAACCCCAAUGAACCUGUGAGCGAUCUCUCAUAUUUUGAUUGUAUUGAGGGCGUAAUGGAAAACUCAAAGGUUCUUGGAGAAUCAAUGGCGGGCAUCUCCCAGAAUGCAAAAACUGGGGAUCUUUUAGUCUUUGGAGAAUGUGUUGGAGUUGCAUCCAAGGCUCUUUGUGGCCUCACAGAGGCAGCAGCUCAGGCUGCUUACCUGGUUGGCAUCUCGGAUCCAAACAGUCAGGCUGGUCAGCAGGGUCUUGUUGACCCAAUUCAAUUUGCCAGAGCCAAUCAAGCAAUCCAGAUGGCUUGCCAGAAUUUGGUAGAUCCAGCAAGCAGCCCAUCCCAGGUAUUAUCAGCUGCCACAAUUGUGGCCAAACAUACUUCUGCUUUAUGCAAUGCUUGUCGCAUUGCUUCAUCAAAGACAGCAAAUCCUGUUGCCAAGAGACAUUUUGUGCAGUCUGCCAAGGAAGUUGCAAACAGCACUGCUAACCUGGUUAAAACUAUCAAGGCCCUGGAUGGUGAUUUCUCUGAAGAGAACCGCAACAAGUGCAGAAUUGCUACUGCACCUUUGAUAGAGGCGGUGGAAAAUCUGACAGCGUUUGCUUCGAAUCCAGAAUUUGUCAGCAUACCGGCACAGAUCAGCACUGAGGGAUCGCGAGCACAGGAACCAAUUCUAGUUUCUGCUAAAACAAUGUUGGAGAGCUCAUCUUUGUUGAUCAAAACUGCUCGUUCUCUGGCUAUCAAUCCUAAAGACCCUCCUACGUGGUCCGUACUAGCUGGGCAUUCCCAUACUGUCUCAGAUUCUAUCAAGAGUCUUAUCACCUCUAUCAGGGACAAGGCCCCAGGCCAGCGAGAAUGUGAUUUCUCCAUUGAUGGGAUCAAUAGAUGCAUCCGAGACAUUGAGCAGGCCUCCCUUGCAGCUGUCAGUCAGAGUCUGGCCACCAGGGAUGACAUCUCAGUUGAGGCUCUACAGGAGCAGCUGACAUCGGUUGUCCAGGAAAUUGGCCACCUCAUUGAUCCCAUAGCUACUGCAGCUCGGGGAGAGGCAGCUCAGCUUGGGCAUAAGGUAACACAGCUGGCAAGUUACUUUGAACCAUUGGUUUUAGCCGCAGUUGGCGUGGCAUCCAAAACUCUAGAGCAUCAGCAACAGAUGACCAUACUGGACCAGAGCAAGACACUAGCAGAAUCUGCCUUGCAGAUGUUAUACGCCGCCAAAGAAGGGGGAGGAAACCCCAAGGCAUCCCAUACUCAUGAUGCAAUCACUGAGGCUGCUCAACUGAUGCAAGAGGCUGUGGAUGAUAUCAUGGUUACCUUAAAUGAAGCUGCAAGCGAAGUAGGCAUGGUUGGAGGUAUGGUAGACUCGAUAGCAGAGGCCAUGAGCAAGCUGGAUGAAGGUACACCUCCAGAUCCCAAGGGAUCAUUUGUUGAUUAUCAGACCACUGUGGUGAAAUAUUCUAAAGCCAUUGCUGUUACAGCACAGGAAAUGAUGACUAAGUCGGUUACUAACCCCGAAGAAUUGGGAGGACUUGCAUCACAAAUGACCAAUGACUAUGGGCAUUUGGCUCUCCAGGGCCGAAUGGCUGCAGCUACAGCAGAACCAGAGGAGAUAGGAUUCCAGAUCAGGACUCGGGUGCAGGAACUUGGCCACGGCUGUAUCUUUCUUGUGCAAAAAGCUGGAGCUCUCCAGAUUUGCCCUACAGACAGCUACACCAAAAGGGAGUUAAUAGAAUGUGCUCGUGCUGUCACAGAAAAGGUCUCCUUGGUUUUGUCUGCCCUUCAAGCAGGAAACAAAGGCACGCAAGCCUGUAUUACUGCAGCUAGUGCCGUGUCUGGGAUAAUUGCAGAUCUAGACACCACUAUCAUGUUUGCUACUGCUGGAACCCUUAAUGCUGAGAACAACGAAUCAUUUGCAGACCACAGGGAAAACAUCCUGAAAACAGCAAAAGCUUUAGUUGAAGAUACAAAAUUGUUGGUUUCUGGUGCUGCCUCGAGUCAGGACAAACUGGCCCAAGCAGCUCAGUCAUCAGCUAACACCAUCACUCAGCUUGCUGAGGUAGUAAAAUUGGGAGCGGCUAGCUUGGGAUCGGAUGAUCCUGAAACACAGGUUGUCCUGAUCAAUGCUAUCAAGGAUGUUGCAAAGGCCCUUUCUGAUCUCAUUGGUGCUACCAAAGGAGCUGCUAGCAAACCAGCAGAUGAUCCAUCCAUGUAUCAGCUGAAAGGUGCUGCCAAGGUGAUGGUAACAAACGUCACAUCACUUUUGAAGACUGUUAAAGCAGUAGAAGACGAAGCUACUCGCGGGACAAGAGCUCUUGAGGCCACAAUUGAGUACAUCAAACAAGAACUCACGGUGUUUCAGUCAAGUGAGGUUCCAGAAAAGACAUCGUCACCUGAAGAAUCAAUUCGGAUGACGAAAGGAAUCACCAUGGCAACUGCCAAAGCUGUUGCAGCUGGGAACUCAUGCAGACAGGAGGAUGUGAUUGCUACAGCAAAUCUGAGCCGCAAAGCAGUAGCUGACAUGCUAACAGCCUGUAAGCAAGCAUCAUAUCACCCAGAUGUGAGUGAAGAAGUUCGCGAGAGAGCCCUGCGCUUUGGAACAGAAUGUACUCUGGGAUACCUGGAACUCCUGGAACAUGUUCUCCUGAUCCUUCAAAAACCAACUCCAGAACUAAAGCAUCAGUUGGCCUCUUUCUCCAAGCGGGUUGCUGGUGCUGUCACAGAGCUCAUCCAAUCAGCAGAAGCAAUGAAAGGGACAGAGUGGGUGGAUCCAGAAGACCCAACAGUCAUUGCGGAGGCAGAGCUACUAGGGGCUGCAGCAUCAAUUGAGGCUGCAGCAAAGAAAUUAGAGCAGCUGAAACCAAGAGCCAAGCCAAAGCAAGCAGAUGAGACUCUGGAUUUCGAAGAACAGAUCCUGGAAGCAGCUAAAUCCAUUGCAGCUGCUACCAGUGCCCUUGUGAAGUCAGCUUCAGCAGCCCAGAGAGAACUGGUGGCACAGGGAAAGGUUGGAGCAAUCCCUGCAAAUGCAGCUGAUGAUGGACAGUGGUCUCAGGGACUUAUUUCUGCUGCCCGAAUGGUGGCAGCUGCAACCAGCAAUCUCUGUGAAGCAGCUAAUGCCUCGGUACAAGGCCACGCUAGUGAGGAGAAGCUCAUCUCAUCUGCCAAACAAGUGGCAGCUUCUACAGCACAGUUGCUUGUAGCUUGCAAAGUGAAGGCUGAUCAUGACUCGGAAGCCAUGAGGAGGCUACAG
This is a messenger RNA of Pterocles gutturalis (yellow-throated sandgrouse), 4016 nucleotides long. RefSeq names its product talin-2. Gene Ontology annotation, molecular function: integrin binding; actin filament binding. The annotation marks the transcript as partial. NCBI's taxonomy places the organism in Eukaryota, Metazoa, Chordata, Aves, Pterocliformes, Pteroclidae. Gene Ontology annotation, cellular component: plasma membrane; focal adhesion. Gene Ontology annotation, biological process: cell-cell adhesion. The transcript is spliced from 29 exons. The record is from RefSeq and is a predicted model, not a curated record.